Molecule: messenger RNA, 3398 nt
Organism: Paralichthys olivaceus (Japanese flounder)
Lineage: Eukaryota; Metazoa; Chordata; Actinopteri; Pleuronectiformes; Paralichthyidae
Source: RefSeq, a predicted model, not a curated record
CGCGCGGCCCAGGGGAAGACCACAUAGAUCUCAGCAGAAUGCCACGACCGUCGAGUGUUCUCACCCUUCUUCCACUCGUGUAUGGGAAUCACUUUACGCACGGCGCUUUUUGAGAGAAACUUCACUUUUUGUUUUUCCUCCAGAGGCUCGGAGAGUGCGGUGGAAGCGGCGGAGACCUCCGGAUCACGAAAUGUUGGGAUGGAAGGCGCAGACUUUGACUCGCCGUCUCCGACCGGAGUAUGAAGCCCUACUUCACGGGAUCUCCGAGAGUGAAACCCUGCCGCCGCCGCGGGAUAUCGCUGCACGAUUUCGGGGAGCUACUCUAACGUGGGAAACGGUGACCAUCGCGCAGUCCCCACAACAUGGCCUCGGCUGCUAAUGCGCCCUCCGAGCAGGAAAACAGAGACCCCGAUCGGCCGAGAGUAACGCGGAGGAACAGGGGGGACUAUACCCGCGGCACACCGCUGGAUUUGGAGUAUUUGCAGCGGCCGAGCUACUGCGAUGCCGGCUUCGCUUUGGAGCAAAUAUCAGAGGGGAGGGCGACCGGGAGGAAAGCUCCUCUAUGGCUGAGAGCGAAGUUCCAGAGACUCUUAUUUAGGCUGGGCUGCUACAUACAAAAGAACUGCGGAAAGUUUUUGGUGGUGGGCCUCAUGAUUUUCGGAGCUUUCGCUGUGGGCUUAAGGGCCGCUAAUUUGGAGACGGACGUGGAGAAACUCUGGGUGGAAGUUGGCGGGCGUGUGAACCAGGAACUGAGGUACACGCGGCAGAAGAUCGGCGAAGAAUCCAUGUUUAACCCUCAGUUGAUGAUCCAGACGCCGCGGGAGGAGGGAGCCAGCGUACUAACGGUGGACGCGCUCCUGCAGCACCUGGAGUCAGCGAUGCGAGCCAGCAGAGUUCAUGUUUACCUUUAUAACAGACCAUGGAAAUUAGAAAAUUUAUGCUACAAAUCAGGAGAACUUGUCACGGAAACUCAUUUUAUGGCUCAGAUCAUAGAAAAUCUACAUCCCUGCCUCAUCAUCACCCCUCUGGACUGUUUCUGGGAGGGAUCCAAGCUCCAUUCUGGGAUAGUCUAUCUCCCAGGUAAAGACCCUCUUCAGUGGACCAACUUUGACCCUAAAGACUUCCUUGAAGACUUGCGAAGGGAAAAUUUCCCCGUGGAAGCUUUUGAGGAUAUGUUGGAAAAGGCAGACGUGGGACACGGCUACAUGGAUAGACCCUGUCUGAACCCUGCUGACCCCGACUGCCCCCUCACCGCACCCAACAAGAACUCCACUAAGCCGUUGGAUGUGGCGCGGGCCCUGAACGGUGGCUGCCAUGGUCUGUCCAGGAAGUACAUGCACUGGCAGGAGGAACUGAUCGUAGGAGGGACCACCAAGAACGGCAGUGGACCCCUGCUCAGUGCCCAGGCCUUGCAGACCAUGUUCCAGCUGAUGACUCCCAAGCAGAUGUUCGAGCACUUUCGGGGCUACGAAGAGGUUUCCCACAUCAACUGGAACGAGGAGAAGGCAGCAGCCAUAUUGGAAGCCUGGCAGCGAAAAUACUCUGAGGCGGUGCUGCAGAGCGUGGCAGCAAAUUCGUCUCAGAAGGUCUUGUCUUUCACCACAACCACUCUGGAAGAUAUUCUCAAGUCCUUCUCUGACGUUAGCGUCAUCCGCGUGGCCAGUGGAUACCUGCUGAUGCUGGCCUAUGCGUGUCUGACCAUGCUGCGGUGGGACUGUGCCAAGUCUCAGGGCGCUGUGGGGCUGGCGGGCGUCCUGCUGGUGACACUGUCGGUCGCAGCAGGCCUGGGCCUCUGCUCUCUGCUUGGCAUCUCCUUCAAUGCUGCAACCACGCAGGUGCUGCCCUUCUUGGCUCUGGGAGUAGGAGUGGAUGACGUCUUCCUCCUCGCUCACGCCUUCAGUGAAACUGGACAGAACAAGAGGAUCCCGUUCGAGGACCGUACGGGGGAGUGUCUGAAGAGGACCGGGGCCAGCGUGGCCCUCACCUCCAUCAGUAACGUCACAGCAUUCUUCAUGGCAGCCCUCAUCCCCAUCCCAGCGCUGCGAGCCUUUUCUCUGCAGGCUGCAGUGGUUGUGGUGUUUAACUUUGCCAUGGUGCUGCUCAUCUUUCCUGCCAUCCUCAGCAUGGACCUCUACCGUCGAGAGGACAGACGUUUCGACAUCUUCUGCUGCUUCUAUAGCCCAUGUGCCAAUCGUGUGAUCCAGAUUGAGCCUCAGGCAUACCUGGAUGGGGCGGACGGGAGUCGUUACAGUCCUCCCCCGUCCUAUCGCACCCCACCUCCCACAUAUCGCACUCCUCCCCCAAGCUACAGUAGCCCUCCUCCCUCCUACAGCAGCCAUGGCUUUGCCCAGCAGACUGAAAUCACCAUGCAGUCCACAGUGCAGCUAAGGACAGAGUAUGACCCCCGAACUCAGGCCUUCUACACCACAGCCGAGCCCAGAUCCCAGAUCUCUGUGCAGCCCAUCAGUACAGCUCAGACCAGGAGCAACCCAAGUGACUAUUACUGCAGCAACACCAACGGCAACCGGAGCAGCAGCAGCAAUCUCAACAACAACAAUAGCGGGAGCCGGAGCAAUGGUGGGUCCCGAGGUCCUGCCACCUUUCCCCAUCAUCACCCCGCACCUCCUCCUCCAGCCCAGGCUGCUAGCUCGCUUCAUCAGUGCGAUGUGGCCUCGUCAGCAGGUCAGAGCCCGGAGAACAACAGCUCCACACGGAACCUGUUGUCCCAGUUUGGAGAAGCCUCGCUGGGCCUGCACUGCCUCGAGCCUCCCUGCUCCCGCUGGACCCUGGCUUCUUUUGCUGAGAAGCACUAUGCUCCGUUUCUCCUGCAGCCCACCACCAAGGUGGUGGUAAUCAUGCUCUUUCUCUGCCUGCUGGGCGUCAGUUUGUACGGGACCACCCAGGUGAGGGACGGCCUGGAGCUGACGGAUAUCGUGCCCAGGGAGACCAGCGAGUACGACUUCAUCGGCGCCCAGUUCAAGUUCUUCUCCUUCUACAAUAUGUACGUGGUGACGCAGCGGACCGAAUACGCCAAGAACCAGCCACUGCUGCACCAGCUCCACCGGAGGUUCCACACUGUCCGCUACGUGCUGAAGGAAGACAAUGGGCAGCUGCCGCGCAUGUGGCUUCACUACUUCAGGGACUGGCUGCAAGGUCUGCAGCAGGCGUUUGACAAGGACUGGGAGGCCGGCCGCAUCACCCUCAACAGCUACAGGAAUGGCUCUGAAGAUGGCGUCCUGGCGUAUAAGCUUUUGGUGCAGACAGGACGCAGAGAAAAGCCCCUCAACUUCAACCUGCCCCCUACCCCUCCUCGUCGAAACCCCCACCCCUACUCCUUCCUUCAUCUUCCUAGCCCCAUGAGUCCAGCUGCACCCCCAAAACUCUCCCUGCCUCCGUGA